GUGACUGGUGGCGGCAGCUGGCGGCGCAGCAGUGCGGGCGGUGGGUUUGGACAAGUUGUGAGGCGGCAGUGGCGCGGGCAACGACUCGGGCAGCAGCAGCGGGCCCGGCCUAGAAGCUCACCAUGCCGACGGUGGAGGAGCUUUACCGCAACUAUGGCAUCCUCGCCGAUGCCACGGAGCAAGUGGGCCAGCAUAAAGAUGCUUAUCAGGUGAUACUGGAUGGUGUGAAAGGUGGUACCAAGGAAAAACGAUUAGCAGCUCAGUUUAUUCCGAAAUUCUUUAAACAUUUUCCAGAAUUGGCUGACUCUGCUAUCAACGCACAGUUAGACCUCUGUGAGGAUGAAGACGUAUCAAUACGACGCCAGGCAAUUAAAGAACUGCCUCAGUUUGCCACUGGAGAAAAUCUUCCCCGAGUAGCAGAUAUACUAACCCAACUUUUGCAGACAGAUGACUCUGCAGAAUUUAACUUAGUGAACAACGCCCUAUUAAGUAUAUUUAAGAUGGAUGCAAAAGGAACUUUAGGUGGCUUAUUUAGUCAAAUACUUCAAGGAGAGGACAUUGUUAGAGAACGUGCAAUUAAAUUCCUUUCUACAAAACUUAAGACUUUACCAGAUGAAGUCUUAAUAAAAGAAGUAGAAGAACUUAUAUUAACUGAAUCCAAAAAGGUCCUAGAGGAUGUGACUGGUGAAGAAUUUGUUCUGUUCAUGAAGAUAUUGUCUGGAUUAAAAAGCUUACAAACAGUGAGUGGAAGACAGCAGCUGGUAGAGCUAGUGGCGGAACAGGCUGACCUAGAACAGACCUUCAACCCCUCGGAUCCUGACUGUGUUGACAGACUCUUACAGUGCACACGGCAGGCUGUGCCCCUUUUUUCUAAAAAUGUCCAUUCCACAAGAUUUGUGACUUAUUUCUGUGAGCAAGUUCUCCCUAAUCUCAGUACCUUGACUACCCCAGUGGAGGGUCUUGAUAUACAGUUGGAGGUAUUAAAAUUAUUGGCAGAGAUGAGUUCAUUUUGUGGAGACAUGGAGAAGCUAGAAACAAAUUUAAGAAAACUAUUUGAUAAAUUGUUGGAGUACAUGCCUCUCCCUCCAGAAGAAGCCGAAAAUGGAGAGAAUGCUGGCAAUGAAGAACCUAAGCUGCAAUUCAGUUAUGUGGAAUGCUUACUGUACAGUUUUCACCAGUUGGGCCGAAAACUUCCAGAUUUCUUAACAGCCAAGCUGAACGCAGAAAAGCUCAAAGAUUUCAAAAUCAGGCUUCAGUAUUUUGCACGGGGCCUUCAGGUUUAUAUCAGACAACUUCGUUUGGCUCUUCAGGGUAAAACUGGUGAAGCCUUAAAAACAGAGGAGAAUAAAAUCAAAGUUGUUGCAUUGAAAAUAACAAACAAUAUCAAUGUUUUAAUCAAGGAUCUCUUCCACAUUCCUCCUUCUUAUAAGAGCACAGUAACACUGUCCUGGAAACCUGUACAGAAGGUUGAGAUUGGGCAAAAGAGAGCCAGUGAAGAUACAACUUCACGUUCACCACCCAAGAAACCUCCAGCAGGACCAAAACGGGAUGCCAGGCAGAUAUAUAAUCCUCCUAGUGGGAAGUACAGCAGCAACUUGGGCAACUUUAAUUAUGAGCAGAGAGGAGCCUUCAGGGGAAGUAGAGGUGGUCGAGGUUGGGGAACACGAGGCAACCGUAGUCGAGGAAGACUCUACUAAGUCAUCACACAGUCUUCAGCAUUGUCAUGUGCAUAAUAUACUUAAAUUCUACUACUCAUUGGAUUGCCGGGGAUGUCCCUUAAAAAGGACUGCUGCAUUCAGCUGAAAACUUAAUGUUCUUUAUACCUUUAUAUGUAUGAUCUACUUUUGUAACAGACCAUGGUUGUGUCCAAGGUAAAACCACAACAAUAUUUUUGGAUGCUUUGUCUGCAACCUUGACUUCUUUUGCAAUAUCCUCAUUAUUCAGGCUUUAUCUUGUGAAUCUUUUAAACAUCUUGAUAAUUUGUUAUUGAAAGCUGUUCAAAUCUAAAAAUGUAAUGAAGUUCAGUCUAUUUAUGUUAUCUGGUAAAGACCACCAAUUUUGAAAGGUAACUAAGUUUUAUUUUCCCACUCUUUUUUUGCCCAGUGUAUGGAGAAAAGCAAUGGUUUUGACAUUUUAUUUUCAAGAAAACCGCUAGGCAGUGCUGCAGCAUUCCCAUGUAUCAUAUAGAACUGAAUACCAGCUUCCUUAAAAAUGUACAUGUGAUAGUGGUACACUUGGGAAGAAGUGAGCCACUGUUCGGCUUCCUUCACUUUUCUCCAUAUAUUGGGGUACAUCUGUUGAACAUAGGAUCUUAGUUGACUAGGAGUGCAUAUGUAUAAUAUACAUACAAAUGUAAACAUAUGUUGUGUGUGUUCAUAUAUAUACAUACACACAUAUGCACAUGCUUUUCAGCGUGCAUACACAACAAAUCGGUUAUUUUAAAUUCUAGGAGUCAAUAGUUUUUGAUGUGAUGAUUAUCCUUUUUGAGGCUGAAUCCAUUACUGACUUGGUAUUUGGGUUUUUACUCCCAGUAAAGCGGAAUCAGGUCAUUUGCAUUUACAUGAUUAUUGUUACUUAAAACUAAAAAUAAAAGCUGCAUUUUCAGAGACAGAUUUGAAGACCCUUGUUGCAGUGCCAUUCCAUCUGAUGUACAGGCUUCUACAGGAUGAAACAGUAUCAUUUAAAAUCUGGAGAUUUAAUACCAGGGCUCCCCAGGAAAGUGACUUCACAAUAUAGUACCAAAAAAAGGAAGGCUUUCUGUUUGCUUCUGCCACUUUCAACAUUUUAACUUCUCAGGUUAUUAAUCAGAUUAUUGCAUAAGUUAGCUGAUAGAGUCUUUAGGUUAAAACAACAGAUGGGAGGUUUGUGGAGUGUCUAAUGUUCUGGGCAUUUUUAGUAGCAUAGAACCUUUGCUCUGCACUUGAAUGUUUCAUAUAUUUUUGUUCCACAGUUAAUCUUCCCUUCCCCACGUUUGCAAAUCAAAUGCCCAAUGACAUAUCUAGUAGGGUUUUUUUUUUUUUUUUUUUUGAGGAAUAGGUUGUAAUUCCAACACAGGUGUCUUCAUUAACAUUACUUCUACACUGGGAAAAAAGCAAAACCCCUUUGAUGGAAUGAUUGCACAUGUGUAUGGGGAAAAUCUUCCUGAAAGACUAGAAUGAUACAAGUGAACACAAGAGGUUGUUCAGCUUGACUACGUGGCAAUAAUCUCUUAAACAUACUAUAAGACUGAGCUGAACUUAGGCUCCCUUGGAAUCUCAAAAGAUGUAGGAAUAUUUGAAAUCUGGCCACCUAGUCUGGACCUCAGAGAUAGGUCAGCCAGUGGUCUAAAGCCACUGCACAUACAGAAACUGUAAUUGGACUACAGCUAUAUAAAUUAUGGGCAUCAAGUAAAAAUUUACCUCUUUCUCUUUUGUAAAGCAUAUUUGUAAACUCAGAGCUGAGCAGGAGUGACCUGAUCUCACAUAUGGACACUUAAGUUGAUGUGGUCUUCUCCUCCCUCAUUGUUUCCCUUUCCUAAGGUAAUAGUACACAACUUAGAGUUCUUUAUGCUUCAUAAACUUUAAUGGAAUUCAUGCCAUGGUUUUUUUUUUUCUUCUGUGAGACACCUGUUUACCACCUUGUUUAAAUGUAAAUGUUCCCUAAGCUUUUGAAAUAAAUUUCCUUUUGUAA
Messenger RNA from Jaculus jaculus (lesser Egyptian jerboa), 3669 nucleotides. It is a transcript of the gene Api5, whose product is annotated as apoptosis inhibitor 5. The record is from RefSeq and is a predicted model, not a curated record. Gene Ontology annotation, cellular component: nucleus. Gene Ontology annotation, biological process: negative regulation of apoptotic process. The transcript has 14 exons. Lineage: Eukaryota; Metazoa; Chordata; Mammalia; Rodentia; Dipodidae. Gene Ontology annotation, molecular function: RNA binding. The coding region runs from base 123 to 1697 and encodes 524 amino acids.